AUGGCUCACCUCUUCCAUGGGCUUGCAGGUGCCAACAAUGGCAGCCUGCCACACGCAGUGGCCCACCACGGCCACCGGGACACCGACGAAGCUGGGAGCAGCCUCCACGCGACCGUCGCGCCGAGACCCCCCGAGAUCCGCCGUCCUCCGCGCAACCUCCGUGCCGAGGCAAAGCCGGCCGCCCCAACCCCUCCACCACCGCGUCCCCGGGGCCGCUGCCCCGGCUUGCCGGCGCCGGCGAGCACCAGCUCCGAGCAGGCCCCGGAUCGGGCCCUCCCGGGCCCGGAUCCAGCCCCGGCCCACCAACGAAGCACCUCGCCGCCGCCCAUGCCGCACGUCGCCGCGCCGGCCACCUCCCCACGCUAG
Messenger RNA from Lolium perenne, 366 nucleotides. The record is from RefSeq and is a predicted model, not a curated record. Lineage: Eukaryota; Viridiplantae; Streptophyta; Magnoliopsida; Poales; Poaceae.